AUGCCGGGAACGCGAUCGCAAUAUAAAGCAAAAACAGCGGCUGCCAAACUGGACGCGCCAACAAUAGAAGGCAUCGUCAAUUAUAUAAAGAAAAAUGACGUGAAACGUAUUAUUGUCAUGUCCGGUGCUGGCAUCUCCACCGAUUCGGGCAUACCCGACUUUAGAAGCAAGGGCACAGGUUUAUAUGAUAAUCUGCAAAAGUUCAAUCUACCCUACGCUGAAGCCAUUUUUGAUAUCGAUUAUUUCAUGGAAAAACCCGAACCAUUCUAUGCUUUGGCAAAAGAAUUAUAUCCUGGAAAAUACUAUCCUACCAAAACUCACUAUUUUAUUCGAUUGCUUCACGAAAAGGGCAUGCUGUUACGUAAUUUUACACAGAACAUUGAUACAUUGGAACGACUGGCUGGUUUGGAUGAAGAUCUUAUUGUGGAAGCCCAUGGAAGCUUUGCCACUGCGUCUUGUGUCGAAUGCAAGAAUGUGGCGGAUCCAGCCCAAGUGAAGAAAAAAGUAUUGAAAGGAGAAGUGGCACGGUGCUCUUCAUGCGAUGGUCUUAUCAAACCAGACAUCACCUUUUUUGGCCAAAACCUUCCAAAGCGCUUCUUCAAACGAUUACAUGAUUUUAGUGAAGCCGACUUGUUGAUUGUCAUUGGCACCAGUCUUCAGGUGCAACCAUUUGCUUCAUUGAUCGACGAUGUUCCUGAUUAUGUCCCCCGACUUCUCAUUAACAAAGAAAAGGCCGGUGAUCAUCACACGUCUCACAGUGGGUUUGACUUCAAAUGGAAAUAUGGCAAAAAACGGGAUGCGCUCUUCCUGGGCGAUUGUAAUGAAGGCGUACAAAAGUUUGCAGAGUUGAUGGGAUGGAAGGACGAUUUGGAGUCACUGUAUAACAAGGAACAUGCUAAAUUAAAAUCGAUAUGGGAAGCCGAAACAUUGGCAGAAAAGGUGGAGAAAGAGCACGAAGCAGAAGAAGAAGAAAAGCAGAUCGAGAAAGAGACCAAGUCCGAAGACGAAAAACAACACAAAGAAAUCGAAGCGCUGGCGAAAGUAUUGGAAGAAAAAUUGCAUAUUCCUUCGGAUCCUCAAGAGAGCAAAGAUCGCUCAAAUGCGACAUCGUCAUCAAAAUAA
Messenger RNA from Radiomyces spectabilis, 1122 nucleotides. RefSeq names its product DHS-like NAD/FAD-binding domain-containing protein. The record is from RefSeq and is a predicted model, not a curated record. Lineage: Eukaryota; Fungi; Mucoromycota; Mucoromycetes; Mucorales; Radiomycetaceae. The coding region runs from base 1 to 1122 and encodes 373 amino acids. The transcript has 6 exons. Gene Ontology annotation, molecular function: histone deacetylase activity, NAD-dependent; NAD+ binding.